Messenger RNA from Letharia lupina, 1239 nucleotides. RefSeq lists its product as uncharacterized. The record is from RefSeq and is a predicted model, not a curated record. NCBI's taxonomy places the organism in Eukaryota, Fungi, Ascomycota, Lecanoromycetes, Lecanorales, Parmeliaceae. Bases 1 to 1239 code for a protein of 412 amino acids. The transcript is spliced from 2 exons.
AUGUGCGAUUGCCAAAACCCUCUCCUCAGUCCGGUCGCCAAGCUGGAUAUCAGAGAUCUCAUCGAGGAGAGUCCCUCUCCCCGAUCCAGGACGACACAACCCUCUGCCUUCUCACGAUCAAGCAGCUUUACCUCCCCUCAUACCCAAUAUUCGCAUAGGCCGUCUUCCUCAGCUUCCUGCUCUCUGUCUCAUUACUCAGCCGGUACGGCUCCACCAAAUCCCUUCGGUCGACAGCCAGCCCACGGCUCUCAGCAGCUCCCGCCACAGCCGCCACCGCCGCUUUCCAACACAGCUCAAGCAGUGUUCCAGCAGAAUCCAGGCCUGAAUCCAGCUGCAGCAUCUGCCAAGCGUCCCCCACCGAGCGGCAGCCACUCUUCAGACUCCUCCAGAAAGAACAGAGGCAAAUGGACGCCAGCCGAAGAUGCAAAAAUCAUCGUACUCCGUGGCCGUGGCAUGAAAUGGGACGACAUCAGCGUUGAGAUACCAGGCCGCAGCGCCAUCAGCUGCAGACUGCACUACCAAAACUACCUCGAAAAGCGAGCCGACUGGGACGAGGAGCAACGCAACAAGCUGGCGAGAGUCUACGAUCGACUCAAGUCCGAUCUCUGGAACCCCAUCGCAACCGAGCUCGGCGUGCCCUGGCGCGCAUGUGAAGCUAUGCAUUGGGCCCUCGGCGAAGCCGACAUGUGUCGCCGUGCCCACGUACUCCCUUUCCCCAUGGCCACCAGCCGCCCCGAGCCGGCUUCCGCUCCGGCGCCCAGUGCCGGCAGAGUCGCCCAGCGCGACCGCAUGCGUGGCUCCACCCGCGUCUUCGAAGGCCGCGACAUCACCACCAUCACCUCUCCCGCCUUCCACAGCGUCAACGGCAACGGCAACGCCCAGGGCGGCCACGGCCCCCCCUACGCCGGCAUCCCGUCCCCCAUGAGCCUCCCCGCCAUCGGCACCGGACACGGCUUCCCCGGCUACGAGGAGGAGGAAGAGCAAGACGACGACGACAACGACGACGACGACGAGCGCCGGCAGGAGGGCCCCCGCGUGCGGCGGCGCAGGCUGGGCAGCGCGACCCGGUUGCCCGGCGUCGCGGAGCUCGACCGCACCAUCGCCGCCGACCUCGCCGCUUCCUCCGAGGCGGGCAGGCGCGUCAAGCUGGAGGAGCCCGGCCGGCGCGUCAAGCACGAGCAUGACAGGAGGGGGUCCGGCGGAUCCGGAGGGUCGGGGGCCAGCCGUCGCAGUCGUUGA